Molecule: messenger RNA, 1485 nt
Organism: Anopheles merus
Lineage: Eukaryota; Metazoa; Arthropoda; Insecta; Diptera; Culicidae
Exons: 2
Coding region: 1-1485 (494 amino acids)
Source: RefSeq, a predicted model, not a curated record
AUGUCGUCCACAACUGCUGCCGCUGCUGCCUCGAACGGCGGAUCCAUACUGCUCGGCGGCGGUCACUCUACCACCAGCAGCACAAACUCCACCGUUGCCGCCAUGGUAGCGGCAGCGGCCGCCGCUGCCGCAGCAACACUGAACAGCAAGCGGCAUCCUCCCUCCGCAACGGUCGUUUCCUCAUCUCAGCUUCUCGUUUCGAACGGUGUGGGGAGUGGUAGCAGUGGUAGCAGCAGUGGCAUUGGAAGCACACUGCUUUUCAGCGGCAGUCACCAUCGGCGUCUUCCACUCAAUCCAUCAACGUACCAGCCGCCGCAGCAGCAAUCGACAGCAUCGGCCGCCACAGCGCACCACAUGACGGCGGCAAACGCGAUAGCGGCGGCGGUCGCCGCAGCAGCAGCGACCGUUGCCCAGCAACAGCGCCAGUAUCGUCAGCAGCACCAGCACGGCUACUCGACGACGGCCACGCUAGCCGCAUUAUUCCCGCCAAUGAGCAGCACGCUUCGGACAAACAGCAGUAAGCUGCUGCUGCCGAGCAGAAAGCAACACAAAUCCAUCACAGAGCGCAGCAGCAGCGCAGUUCCUACAUCUGCAUCGAAGCAAUCAGCGCUGGCAGUGAGAAACAGCACGGCAACAACCAGUGCCGGAACCGUGUCGACCUGUGGAGGCGGCGGCAUCAGCAGCAGCAGCAACAUUCCAUCCGUUACGGUUGUGCCCUCCUUGUGCGGCGGCGGCGAGGUGGUGGGGGGUAGUGAAGCGACCGUGCGCACGCUAGUGGCAACCGUCGGGGCAACGAGCACGAUCGCCACGCUGGCCGCGCCGGUCGAUGGUGGUGAGUUUAGCUCGUCAGUGUCGUCAACCGUGUUGAUGCCGUUGAUAACGAACCCGCAAAGCAAUGAACCCAACAUCAGCAAUAGUGGUGGAACCGGUGGCGAAGAUCUUUCACACGCAAGCGUACCUACUGCCGUUGAUGGCGAGACUGAUCCAGCAGCAGAAUCGUGUACGGAAACGGCAGUAGCAGCAAUCACAUCAGCAGCAGCAGCACCGCUCGUUGAGGACGGCACUGUAACGGUUGUCAAUGGUGCGGACGGGAUCGCACAACAUUUUACCAGUCGGGACGAGGAGUGCUCCAACUCCACCAUCACCACCACUAGCAACAGCAGCCGUAAUGCUCUGAAGCACAAGCUAACUUUUGAUGACGAUGACGACGAGCGCGAACCGGCCGUACCGGCAAAAGUUCGAAUAUCGGAACAGGAGGAUGAUGAUGACGGUUGUGCAUGGGCGGCGACAAAAACCAUCCAAACGGACGUGGCUGGUGAUGGUGUUAUCAGCGGAAAGCUACAUCACGAGACAACUAAGAACUAUGGUGGUAGUGGGAUGCAUAAUACCAUCGGCGCGUGUACUACAAACGGUGCGAUCGAGGGACAAAGUCCACAAACCGAUGGUGGUUCACCCACGGAACGGUGCAACAAUAUUCCUUUAUAG